GCCUGGCCCAGUAACAAAUGUGAAGCCCAAAUUGGAACAAUAAAUUCUUCACAAACCCUAUUAUUUCUUUCUUCUAACUUUUUGUGUAGCGCCACUCUUCCAUCUUCAAUUUUGGUGCACACAGUCGGGAAAGAUGCAGAUAUUUGUGAAGACCCUGACGGGCAAGACUAUUACCUUAGAGGUAGAGUCAUCGGACACCAUUGACAAUGUUAAGGCUAAGAUUCAGGACAAGGAAGGCAUUCCACCGGACCAGCAGAGGUUGAUUUUUGCUGGCAAGCAGCUCGAGGAUGGCCGAACGCUAGCUGACUACAACAUCCAGAAGGAGUCCACCCUCCACCUUGUCCUUCGCCUUCGUGGUGGUGCCAAGAAGCGUAAGAAGAAGACCUACACCAAGCCUAAGAAGAUCAAGCACAAGAAGAAGAAGGUCAAGCUCGCUGUCCUCCAGUUUUACAAGGUUGAUGAUUCUGGCAAAGUUCAGAGGCUCCGGAAGGAGUGCCCAAACGCUGAAUGUGGUGCCGGGACUUUCAUGGCUAACCAUUUUGAUAGGCACUAUUGUGGUAAAUGUGGCCUUACCUAUGUUUACCAGAAGGCUGGUGGUGAUUAGAUGAGUUUACUUUGCUUAGCACUUUAUCUUAGUUACUCUUUUGCCCACAUUUGUGUCCCUAUACUCUCCUAAUGUCUUGUCUGUGACAAGAUGUAAUGAUUUUGAAUUAUGGGAUUAUGUUUGCAGCUUAUAAGAAGUUAUGGAUUUUGUCAACUAAAA
Messenger RNA from Lycium ferocissimum, 763 nucleotides. RefSeq names its product ubiquitin-ribosomal protein eS31 fusion protein-like. Gene Ontology annotation, molecular function: protein tag activity; ubiquitin protein ligase binding; structural constituent of ribosome. Gene Ontology annotation, biological process: translation; modification-dependent protein catabolic process; protein ubiquitination. Gene Ontology annotation, cellular component: cytoplasm; ribosome; nucleus. The record is from RefSeq and is a predicted model, not a curated record. The transcript has 2 exons. The coding region runs from base 134 to 604 and encodes 156 amino acids. NCBI's taxonomy places the organism in Eukaryota, Viridiplantae, Streptophyta, Magnoliopsida, Solanales, Solanaceae.